AAGAGAAUCUAAUGAAUUUUAUGAGCCAACCGGUCAUGAUCCAUAUCAUCAACAAAAACUUUAUAUAAGACUUGGUGAGACAUAUUCAUUGGUAAGUUAGAUGGUUUGAGUUGAAACAAAUAAAUUUGUCAGAAUGGCAAACAUGCAAAUUGUCCCAGCUUACAAGAAUAUUGUGGAGGCACAAUAUGUUGAAAUGAGGGUACCCUUGUAUUCUUAUGGAUGUGAGAAGAAAAUAAAGAAAACCUUAUCCAAUCUCAAAGGAAUAUACUCGGUAAAUGUGGAUCAUUGUCAACAAAAGGUGAUUGUAUGGGGAAUUUGCAACAAAUUUGAUGUGUUACAAAAUGUUAGAAGCAAGAGAAAAGAGGCUUGUUUUUGGAACCAAGAAGACAAUGUUGUAUUAGACAAUUCACAAUCACCAUCAUCAUCUUCACCAAUUCCAUUAGCAAAAUUUCCUCACAGAGAUUUUAAGCCUUCUUUAUCUUUAACUAGGGUUAGGUCUCUAAGUUUGAAGGCAUGGAAAAAGGUCUUCACUAGAUCAUACUCUUUCUAAAAUGAAAAAUGUGAAAGAUGAAUUAAUAAAAAUUAUGGUUAAAU
Messenger RNA from Trifolium pratense (red clover), 594 nucleotides. RefSeq lists its product as uncharacterized. The transcript is spliced from 2 exons. The record is from RefSeq and is a predicted model, not a curated record. Gene Ontology annotation, molecular function: metal ion binding. Bases 134 to 550 code for a protein of 138 amino acids. Lineage: Eukaryota; Viridiplantae; Streptophyta; Magnoliopsida; Fabales; Fabaceae.